AUGUCUCUUCUCAAGAUGAAACAAAAUUCAAUCUUUCCCACAGUUUCAAUACUAGUUUUCUUCUUGAUUUCAAUUUCGAGAUCAGCAACAGCAUCGCCGGAUUCAUAUUUUGAUUCAUUCCUUAAUUGUCUUCUUCAAUCCCCAUCUGAUCAGUCAGUCUCUAAAGCUAUUUUCACACCAUCCAACUCUUCUUUCCAAUCCAUUUACGAGGCCUAUGCAAACAAUCUCAGGUUCUGGACUCCUGAAACUCCAAAACCCUUGGCCGUUAUCACAGCUUUAGAGGACGUCCACGUGCAGGCAACUGUUGUUUGUGCUAAGAAAAAUAACAUACAAAUCAGAAUCCGAAGUGGUGGACAUGACUAUGAAGGUCUCUCCUAUGUUUCUUUUGUCCCAUUUGUCAUCCUUGACAUGUUUAAUCUUCGUGCAAUCGAUGUGGAUAUAGCGAGCGAGACUGCUUGGGUUCAAGCAGGAGCAACAACCGGGGAGUUAUAUUAUAGAAUUGCUGAGAAAAGUGAUGUUCAUGCCUUCCCUGCAGGAGUUUGUACCACUUUAGGCACCGGUGGCCAUUUUAGUGGAGGUGGAUAUGGAACAUUGAUAAGAAAGUAUGGUUUGUCGAUUGAUAAUAUCAUCGAUGCUCAAUUAAUCGAUGUAAAUGGUAGAAUUCUUGACAGGAAAUUGAUGGGGGAAGAUUUGUUUUGGGCGAUUAGAGGUGGUGGUGGAGCAAGCUUUGGUGUUAUCCUUUCAUGGAAGAUAAAGCUUGUUCCUGUUCCACCGAAAGUCACCGUCUUCAAUGUGGCGAGAACCCUAAAGCAAGGAGCUACUGAUGUAGUGUACAAAUGGCAACAAGUUGCUUCAAAACUUGAUAAAGAUCUCUUUAUUAGGAUUAUGCCACAAGUUGUGAAUGGUGAUAAUGGACAGAAGACAGUUAACAUUGCUUUCAUCGGCCAUUUUCUUGGGCAAACCGAUGGACUUCUUGAAUUGCUGAACAGAGAUUUUCCAGAAUUGGGUUUACAACGAAAUGAUUGCAUCGAAAUGAAGUGGAUUGAAUCGACUCUUUUUUGGUUUGGAUUCCCUAACGGGACCUCUAUCGAUGUUUUACUUCAACGAGUAGUAAAGAACAAAUCCUUGUCGAAGAAUAAGUCUGAUUAUGUAAGGAAGGUGAUCUCGAAGGAAGAUUUGGAAACCAUAUGGAAGUUAAUGACAGAAAUAGAAGGGUUUCGGAUGCAAUUUAAUCCUUAUGGAGGAAGAAUGGAGGAGAUUCAAGAAUCCGAAACACCUUUCCCACACCGAGCAGGAGUCAUCUUCAAGAUUCAACAUUCGGUUUCAUGGACACAAGAAGGAAACCAGGCAACACCCAAGUACUUAAGUCUUAUAAGAAACUUUUACAAUUCAAUUGCUCCUUAUGUGACAAGCCAACCCAGAGAAUCUUUUCUAAACUACAGAGAUCUUGACAUUGGUGGUGGCUCAAGCAAUGGCGCAACCAGCUUUGAUGAUGCUGCAGUUUAUGGGUUCAAAUACUUCAAGGGUAAUUUCAAGAGAUUGGCUUUGGUGAAGGCUAUGGUGGAUCCUGAUAAUUUCUUCAAGAAUGAACAAAGUGUUCCACCUCUCAAGUGA
Carica papaya (papaya) is the source of this 1614-nucleotide messenger RNA. NCBI's taxonomy places the organism in Eukaryota, Viridiplantae, Streptophyta, Magnoliopsida, Brassicales, Caricaceae. The record is from RefSeq and is a predicted model, not a curated record.